Penicillium crustosum is the source of this 1017-nucleotide messenger RNA. RefSeq names its product recombinase DMC1. Gene Ontology annotation, cellular component: condensed nuclear chromosome; nucleus. Gene Ontology annotation, molecular function: single-stranded DNA binding; ATP binding; ATP hydrolysis activity. The transcript is spliced from 7 exons. The record is from RefSeq and is a predicted model, not a curated record. Lineage: Eukaryota; Fungi; Ascomycota; Eurotiomycetes; Eurotiales; Aspergillaceae. Gene Ontology annotation, biological process: mitotic recombination; DNA recombinase assembly; DNA strand invasion. Bases 1 to 1017 code for a protein of 338 amino acids.
AUGCCAGGCUCAGUAGGAAGUGAUGGAUUCGACGAUGACGAGAACUUCAUUCUAGACAUCGAUGGCAUCCAAGCCCAUGGCAUUGGAGCAGCCGACAUCACCAAGCUAAAGGCCAAUGGCUUCUACACUGUUGCUUCCGUCCACGGCGCCACCCGCAAGACCCUCUUGAAAAUAAAAGGUUUCAGCGAGGUCAAAGUCGAAAAGGUCAAAGAAGCAAUUCAAAAAUGUCUCCCCACAGCCUCCGGUUUCAUCACAGCAAUGGAACUCCACCACCAACGCAAGAAAGUCGUCCGUAUCUCAACCGGCAGCAAGCAAUUUGAUUCAAUCCUCAAUGGCGGCUUCCAAAGCAUGAGCAUUAGCGAAGUCUUCGGAGAAUUCCGAUGCGGCAAAACACAACUCUCACACACGAUGUCCGUAAUCGCCCAACUACCCAAAGAAUCCGGCGGAGCAGCCGGUAGAGUCGCCUACAUCGACACAGAGGGCACGUUCCGACCCGAGCGCAUUGCCCAAAUCGCCGAGCGGUUUGGUAUGGAUCCGGAUACUGCGCAGGAGAAUAUUUCCUAUGCGCGCGCACUGAACAGCGAGCACCAGCUCGAGCUACUGAAUACGCUUUCUCAGGCUUUCGCCAGUGGCGAGUAUCGGUUGCUUGUUAUUGAUAGUAUCAUGAACUGUUUCCGGGUUGAUUAUUGUGGACGUGGGGAGUUGGCGGAUCGGCAGCAGAAGUUGAAUCAGUUUUUGAUGAAACUGGCGCAUAUGGCCGAAGAGUUCAAUGUUUGUGUCUUGAUGACAAACCAGGUCCAGAGUGACCCCGGUGCUAAUGCUCUUUUUGCUGGAGCUGAUGGUCGCAAGCCCGUUGGUGGCCAUGUUCUCGCUCACGCGUCCACUACUCGCGUGCUUCUUCGGAAAGGUCGUGGUGAUGAGCGAGUUGCGAAGAUCCAGGAUUCUCCUGACUGCGCUGAGCGUGAAGCAAUCUAUGUUAUUACCAAUGGUGGGAUCAAUGAUCCUGAGAAGGCCUGA